Molecule: messenger RNA, 2497 nt
Organism: Cajanus cajan (pigeon pea)
Lineage: Eukaryota; Viridiplantae; Streptophyta; Magnoliopsida; Fabales; Fabaceae
Product: LEAF RUST 10 DISEASE-RESISTANCE LOCUS RECEPTOR-LIKE PROTEIN KINASE-like 2.1
Biological process (GO): protein phosphorylation
Molecular function (GO): ATP binding; polysaccharide binding; protein kinase activity
Source: RefSeq, a predicted model, not a curated record
UCUCAUGUAACAUUGACCUACGCGUCCCUAUAUCGUGUCUUCUGCGUCACGUUACUUAUUUCCACUUUGCUGCCUUCAGAGAAAUUUCCUCCCUACCUCAAAGUCUCAAACAUGGGAAAUUCUGGUAAUGGCCUCAUAUAUGUUGAAACUCACCCUCUUCUUCAUUCCAACACUGAACUAAUUAUAUCUCCAACCGAUUAAAAUACUUGGUCCUCAUGUUCAAAUUUGCUUUUCUUUGCUUUGUUCCUUCUUUGUUUCUCCUUUUCACUACUACCUCUAGCAGCCACAACACAUCAUUCUCAAAAACUUGUCCUACAAACCACUGCUCAAAUGGACCUAACAUCAGUUACCCUUUUUGGCUAUCUCAAGGCUCCCCUCCUGAUGAAUAUUGCGGUUACUCAGAAUUCGGUCUUAUUUGUGAUAGUGGAACCAUUUUUAAUCUACCUCCCGGAUUAUACUAUUACGUAAAAUACAUAGACCAUGCAAACCAUAGUCUUAAGCUCGUUGAUUAUGACACUGCAAACCAAGCUUGUCCAAGGGCACUUCACAAAGUUCCCUUGGGAAACCUUCCACUUUUUCACUCACCCUUGAACUUGAACCUUAGCUUUUACUACAACUGCAGUCACUACCCUUCUGGCUUGUCUUCUAUCGAGUGUCUCAGUUCUGGAAGCAAUGAGUCUUUUGUGUUUAUGAUGGGGGAAGAGACCAAAGGUUUUGACUGGUCUGGGAACUGCGAGGCAAACGUUGUGGUGACAGUUAUGAAGGAUCAGAUUACAAGUGAUGGUGAUUUGAUUAAGGAGUUUGCUGGAGCCAUGAAUGAAGGGUUCGUGCUUGAAUGGAAAACAGCUGAGAAAUGCGUCGAGUGUGAGGCUAGUAAUGGUGUUUGUGGCUUUAGUAACACAAAGCAGGAGGUGCUGUGCUUUUGCAAGGAUGGAAGUACAAGAAGCAAUUCAUGUGAAGGGGGAAGCAGCGCCGGUUUGUCAAAAUUUGUUAUAGGUUUAAUAGCUGGAGGGAUUGGAUUUGGAGCACUAUUGAUAUGCAUCCUACUUUGCUGCUUUAGGCGUAGAUUGGCACCAACUGUGUCAAAAUUUUGGAGGUCCAAAAAGAUUGAUCAAGACAUUGAGGCCUUCAUCAGAAAUAAUGGACCUCUGCCCAUAAAAAGAUACUCAUAUUCAGAGAUCAAGAAAAUGACCAAUUAUUUUGAGUCCAAACUAGGACAAGGUGGUUAUGGUGUAGUAUAUAAAGGAAAUCUAAGCAACAACUCUCCCGUGGCUGUGAAGGUGCUGAAUGGUUCCAAAGGAAACGGGGAAGAAUUUAUCAACGAGGUUAUAAGCAUAAGUAGAACGUCCCAUGUAAAUAUUGUUAAUCUACUUGGUUUUUGUCUUGAAGACAAGAAGAAAGCUAUUGUCUACGAUUUUAUGACCAAUGGAUCUCUUGAAAAGUUUAUACUCAACAAGAAUUUUGAAACCAAUCCACCUUUGAGUUGGGAAAGAUUACACCACAUUGCUGAAGGGAUAGCUAAAGGACUAGAGUACUUGCACAGGGGUUGCAGUACUCGGAUAUUACACUUUGACAUAAAACCAAGCAACAUCCUUUUGGACAAAAAUUUCUGUCCCAAAAUCUCUGAUUUUGGGAUGGCUAAGCUGUGCUCAGAAACAAACAGUAUCAUAUCAAUGUAUGGGGCUAGAGGGACAAUUGGGUAUAUAGCUCCAGAAGUGUGGAACAGAAACUUUGGAGGGGUGUCAUAUAAGUCUGAUGUGUAUAGCUAUGGAAUGAUGAUUUUGGAAAUGGUUGGAGGAAGGAAAAAUAUCAGCAUUGAAGCAAGUGAUUCCAGUGAGACAUAUUUUCCUCAUUGGAUAUACAAGCAUGUUGAGGUUGGCAGCAAUGUAGCAUGGCAUGAAGGUAUGACCACGGAGGAAAAUGAAAUUUGUAAGAAAAUGAUUAUUGUUGGAUUGUGGUGCAUACAAACAAUUCCAUCUGAUAGGCCUUCUAUGAGUAGGGUGGUUGAAAUGUUAAAAGGAAGUAUAGAUCAGUUGCAAAUUCCACCAAAGCCAUUCAUUUUUACUCCUAUCAAAACCCAAGUGGAUACUUGUACCACCUCCAGUAGCUGUGAUUAAUUCUCAAUUACUGAAUACUAGAACUUUGGAGAAUUUUUAUUCGAUAAGUUUCCAUUCAGGAAGGCAAUUAUUCACCAAUGCUAUCAAUGAUUCUUUGAAUAGUCUGACAAACUCUUUUCCCAUUCCAGUUUUACAAGGUGUUUCCAUUGAGCGGAAAGUUAAGAAUGGUGAAGAUGAAGUGCCAAUUUCAGUAUAUGAUAUGCAGACUGGGAUAGGAUUGAUGACACCUCUUCAUUUAGCCUUACAUAAAAACCUUAAUUUUUGUUAGUUCAAUUGCGGUGAGGUUUAAAUUCAUAUUUUUCUGAGGCUUUUUAAUGUAUUUAUUAUUUUUUAAAAAGUUAUUUAAAAAAUAAUUCAUCAAGAUGGAGUGGUUUGUACUC